AUAGGCGCUAGCCCCUCAAUCACUUGUAUAGACCCGUCACUGAACAACCACGACUGCUCAUGCACGUGCACAAACGGCAUCACAUUCAAGCAGCUCGUCCCCUCACCGAUUAGAGCCAAUGUAACCGCCUGUCCUUCGCUAGACGAGUACUAG
Messenger RNA from Bipolaris maydis ATCC 48331, 153 nucleotides. NCBI's taxonomy places the organism in Eukaryota, Fungi, Ascomycota, Dothideomycetes, Pleosporales, Pleosporaceae. The record is from RefSeq and is a predicted model, not a curated record.